Molecule: messenger RNA, 669 nt
Organism: Beta vulgaris subsp. vulgaris (sugar beet)
Lineage: Eukaryota; Viridiplantae; Streptophyta; Magnoliopsida; Caryophyllales; Amaranthaceae
Exons: 1
Coding region: 1-669 (222 amino acids)
Source: RefSeq, a predicted model, not a curated record
AUGGAGAGCAGAGAUAUUGUGCUGAAUGAUGGAUUUCAAUUCUUUGAUAAAAAACCACUAAUCAUAAAAGCGUGGUCUCCUGAUUUGGAUUUGUCCAAGGAGGUGAUCCAUACGGUGCCGAUGUGGAUUCAAUUGCACAAACUGGACCUGAAAUAUUGGGGUGAAAAGAGCUUAGCCAAGAUUGCAGGGCAAGUUGGUAAGGUAUUGCGGACUGAUCAGGCGACCUCAAAGAGAGAGAGAUUACAAUUCGCUCGAGUGAUGAUUGAAGCAGAGGUUAACCAAGGUUUUCCAGAUCAGAUCAGGUUCCUAAAUGAGAAGGAGGUGCUGACAUCCAUUGAUGUGAUAUACGAAUGGAAACCUGAAAAAUGUGGGAAGUGUGAUCAAUAUGGGCAUUUGAGUGAUAAUUGUAAGAAGAAGGAGGUAACUAGGGUGUGGCAAAGGAAGGCAAAUGUUGAAGUGCCACUGAAAACACAACAUACUGAGAAGAACAUUAGGGAGUUCAAGGAGGUGGCUGGUCCUUCUAAAGCUAGGACUCAGCAAGCUAGUCCGGUACAUAUACAAAACUCAUUUCAGGCUUUGAUUGAAGAUGUACAUGUGGGGGAUGUAGCUUGUCAAUUUGGUGGCAAUGAAGGUGGGAGGGUGGAAGGCCCUCCAGAGGGCAAUGAGUAA